AUCAACAAAAUUGAAUGAAGUAAAAGAGAUCAUAAAUUUAAUGAGCAAAGCAAGUAGCUUCUGAGUUUGGUGUUUCACCAGCUGCAACUCAUCACUGUCACUCCCUCGAACCUCAUCAAUUCAAUUCAAUUCAAUUCAAAAAGAAAAAAAUGCUGAACCCAACAAGAGCAGAAGCAGAACGGUUACUAGGAAUCUCAGAAAAGCUUUUACAAAACAGAGAUCUAAUGGGUUCAAAAGAAUUCGCAAUUUUAGCACAAGAAACCGAACCCCUUCUAGAAGGUUCCGACCAGAUCUUAGCAAUCGUCGACGUCCUAAUCGCUUCCGAAAAGCGUGUCAACAAUAAUCCCGAUUGGUACUCCAUUCUCCAAAUCGAUCGACGCUCCGACGACCUCGACCUCAUCAAAAAACAAUACCGCCGUCUCGCUCUCCUCCUCCACCCCGACAAAAGCCGAUUUCAGUUCGCCGAUCAUGCUUUCAAGCUCGUCGCCGAUGCUUGGGCUGUUCUCUCCGAUCCAAUUAAGAAAUCUCACUACGACAAAGACCUAUCGUUUUUCGCUCGUGUUGAUUUAUCUGUUCCCGGUUGGGUUCAGCAAGAUAAAUUACCGGUUCGGAGGACCGGGCCUGUGUCUGGACCCGGACCCGGUCCGAGAAACAGUGCUGCAUCUGCUAGAGAUGAGAUUUCGGCAGAUGAAAGCGCGCGCAGGAGGACCGCGACUUUUUGGACAGCGUGUCCUUACUGUUACCGUUUGUAUGAGUAUCCUAAGGUAUAUGAGGGUUUCUGUUUGAAAUGCCCUAAUUGUGAAAGAUCCUUUCACGGUGUUAAUGUUCCGUCGUUACCGCCGUUAGUUCCAGGACAAGAGGCUUAUUAUUGUUGCUGGGGUUUUUUUCCUAUGGGGUUUGUGCUUGGUAACUCAGAUGACAAAGAGCCUGAGCCGGUGGUGGUUGAACCUGUUUCUGAACCAGUUCCAGUCUCGGUUCAGCCUCCUUCUUCGCUUCCGAAUUGGAUGCCUGCACCAGUACCGGUCGAGAAUGGUAGAAAUAAUGUAAUGCCGGUAGUGCCCGUUACGACGCCGGCAAGGGUGGCAACUAGGUCCGGUGUUGUUUCGAAUGGUGUUGGCCCGGGAACGGGUCCGAGGAAGCGUGGAAGGCCAAGGAAGUAUUAUUAAUUUGUGUAUUGAAAACAUCAACAUCAAAAUCAAGGUGGACAAUAAUCGAAAAGUUUUUUGGGAGAUGGAAUGUGGCUUAUGUUGGCUUUUGAUGGGACUCGCUUUGCAGUGAGAAUAAGUUCUGAAGUCCCUCUCUUAGGCUUAAGUCACUGAUGAGGAAUAAUGAAAAUACUCAGAAGAUAGGUGGAAGUGAGUGAGCAUACCUUCUUAAUCGGAGGGGGGUUUUGUUACUUAAUUUCUUCCUUCAAUAUUUCCACAGCUCAAGUCUUUCUAUUGUCUUUGUGAAAUCAGACAAAGUUCACAGCAACUAUAGUCCAUGCAUGAUGAGUAUUUUUGCAAUAGUUAAGUGCUUUGUAAACUUAUUAUUUUUAAAACUAAAAUUGGGAACACAUUGGAUAAGGCAUAUACCAAGUGUUUGUCAAUGUUUUAUUCCUAUGUGUUUAAAUUUUUUUACUUAGUUUCUUAUGUUUUGGUUGCUUGCUUGUAUUGCAUAUGUAAGCUUAAUUGCUUAACUAAUUCAGAGCAUUGGUUUCAUUAA
Molecule: messenger RNA, 1704 nt
Organism: Cicer arietinum (chickpea)
Lineage: Eukaryota; Viridiplantae; Streptophyta; Magnoliopsida; Fabales; Fabaceae
Source: RefSeq, a predicted model, not a curated record